Messenger RNA from Syngnathus acus (greater pipefish), 1698 nucleotides. RefSeq names its product complement C1q tumor necrosis factor-related protein 7. Bases 383 to 1426 code for a protein of 347 amino acids. The transcript is spliced from 4 exons. Gene Ontology annotation, molecular function: protein binding. NCBI's taxonomy places the organism in Eukaryota, Metazoa, Chordata, Actinopteri, Syngnathiformes, Syngnathidae. The record is from RefSeq and is a predicted model, not a curated record.
GCCGAGGGGUGGGCGGGAUGGACGCCGGGACGUAGGGUGGAUUCCAAAGAGGGAGUCCAUCCAGCUGCUCUCGCCGACUCACCACAAGACGCUCGCACAUGUCUGACGGACGCAAAAAGGCCAUCAACAUGUUUGCGGAAUAAGAGGGGAAACUGCACACGAACGGCGUCCGCAUGGGGGCUCAACUUGUCCAGUGCGUUUACACACGCCACAUUUGAUUUACGCCUGCGGGGCCGACACACGUGUUCCCUCCUCCAUCCUUUUGUCGGCAUCGAUCCCUUUUCUCACACCCACGUGGGCAAACGUGCGAGGACGGAGAACAAUUUGAUGGCCGCAGCCUCCGUGCUCCGGCGGACAUCCGCACGCUUGCCAGACGGACAGGAUGGAAGCCCAACUGUGUUGCAACUUGCACACGAUGGGGAUUGUUGCAUUCCUCUUCGGCUUUCUGUCUGCACAAGUGCAACUGCAUGCCGAGGUUUCCCCGGACGGACAGAAAAAUAUUGCCUGGCGUGAUGUCAUCUCUCGGGAAUGUUUUGGCACGAGGGCUGCAGCAGUUGGCUGGUGGACAAGAGAUGUGAAGAUGUGGGCUUUGAUGGGAGCCGUGUGCCUGUGCCACUGUGUCGUCGGACAGCUGCUGAAAGGAGCGCCGCGUCUCCUCUGCAGUGUCCCGGGGGCGCCAGGACCGCCCGGCAAGCCCGGCCCCAGCGGGACUCCGGGAGCCGACGGGAACGCGGGCGUCCCCGGAAGAGAUGGCAGAGAUGGCAGGACAGGGGAGAAGGGACAGAAGGGAGACCCAGGUUUAAAGGGCAGGGUGGGACCCACAGGUAAGAUCGGCGAGCGAGGCGAGCGAGGUCCUACAGGGAAACGAGGUCCCGUGGGGGAGAACGGAGACGGAGGCCCACUGGGCCCUCUGGGCCACGAAGGCGAGAAAGGACAAAAGGGCCAACGCGGCAUUCGCGGGGUGCCGGGAAAAUGCAAUUGCGGAAGCCUUACACUCAAAUCAGCUUUCUCGGCCGGCAUCACCAACAGCUACCCGACAGAGAACACCCCCAUUAAGUUCAACAAGGUCCUACUCAAUGAGGGCGGCCAUUACGCCCCCCAAACGGGCAAGUUCGUCUGCGCAUAUCCCGGCAUUUAUUUUUUCACUUACGACAUCACGCUCGCUAAUAAACACUUGGCCAUCGCUCUGAUGCACAAUGGACAGCACCGCAUCAAAACCUUCGAUGCCAACACGGGCAACCACGACGUGGCCUCGGGCUCUACGGUGAUGUUCCUCAACCCCGAAGAUGCCGUCUGGCUAGAGAUCUUUUACCACGACCAGAAUGGUUUGUUUGCCGACCCGGGCUGGGCGGACAGCUUGUUCUCGGGCUUCUUGCUCUACGCUGACACGGACUACUUUGACCAGCUGGCAGCAGACUACGCAUAAGCAAAACAGAGAAGAUGGAUGGAUGGAUGGAUGGAUGGAUGGAUGGAUGGAUGGAUGGAUGGAUGGAUGGAUGGACUUGAAAUAUGUGCCACCAGAAUCUGAUUUUGAAUCAUUUAUAUUUAAAUUUGAUUCGCUAAACUUGAAAACGUUAAUUUGAAUGACAUAAACAGAAUUUCGAUUCAUUUUUUUCCAUAUUAUAUUGAAAAGCAGAAUCUCAAUUGUACAAUUUGGAUUUAUUUUGGAAUUUGAAAUAAACUUGAAACUGUUUUUAU